AUGCGUGAGAUGGACACAAGCAGUGUAGAUGUGGAGGGAGCUGGGGUGGCUGCGCCCGAGGCGGCUGUGGCUGCGCCCGAGGCGGCUGCUUCCCUGGCCGAGGUCGCGCCGCUGGCGGCGGGCAGCGACCCUCCCGCGCUUCUCCCCGAGGAGGCGGAGGCGGUCGCCGAGCCACGUGAUGAGCUGCCCGGUUACUUGGAAGAUUUGACGGACCAGCAGCAUCGGGAGCUUCGCGACCGGCGCAAUGAGGAGCGGUCCAAGGCGGGCCACACGGGGUUCACCCCUUCGACAGAGGCGUCAGACGGGAGCUGGGGGGACGUGGAGUGGAGCCCCGACCAGCAGCAGCAGCCUGCCCAGUGCCGAACGCCGCAGCAGCAGCAAGUCCCUCCCCGGGCACGACGCGCAACCUGGAGGCAGAGCUGGACCAGAACACAUACCGUGGAGCUUGCCGGCAAGGCAGGCAACAUCAAGGUGGACCUCGGGGCAAGCUGGAUCCACGGCCUGACCGGCAACCCGCUUGUGGCGCUGGCAGGGCAGGCGGGCGUGGCGUUGGCCAAGCAGCCAACAGAUUAUGAGAACAGCGUGCUGUAUCUUCCCGACGGCAGGGAGGCAAGCGACGCGCAGUGGCUCAAGUGGGAAGCAACCUUCAGCGAGUUUGAAGAGUAUGUGUCGGAGCUGCAGGCCAGGGACGACCCCCUCGGCCGCGACCCAGGCCUGGGUGCCGCCGCCCGCCAGUUCAUACAGGGCAAGCGGCUGACGGGGCUGGACCGCCAGGCCUUCCUCUUCGAGGUCAACACGUUUGUGGAGCAGGAGUAUGCCGCCUCUGUGGCCAACCUGUCUCUGUUCUUCAAUUACGACUCCGGGCUGGGCGAUGGCGACAAGCUUGUGACCGGAGGCUACCAGAACCUGGUGAAGUGGCUGGCUAGGGGCAUCGAUGUGCGACUGGGACACAAGGUCAUCGCCAUCGACUCCUCCCGUCCGGACCGUAUUGCGGUGGCGGUGGCUGGCAGGGGCACCUUCACCGCGCGGCGCGUGGUGGUGGCGGUGCCGCUGGGUGUGAUGCAGGCGGGCAGCAUCCGGUUCAAGCCGUCGGGCUUGCCGGCAGCCAACCGCAGGGCGCUGGGCAUGCUGGGCAGCGGGAUGCUUAACAAGGUGGUCCUGGUGUUUGACCGGGUGUUCUGGGAUGCGGAUGUGGAGGCCAUCAAUCGCAUCGCUCCCGCCGGCAACGGCGCCUUCCAGGAAACGCUCAACCUGUUCCCCGUCACAGGCCAGCCUGUGCUGGUGGCAUUCAACGCCGCCAACUACGCGCGGCACCUGGAGAAGAAGAGCGCCAAGCAGGUGAAGGACGAGUUCCUGGCGGUACUGCGCAGCCUGUACGACGACGUCCCGGAGCCGCGCAGCUACAAGGUGACGGCCUGGGGCCGCGACGAGUUCUCCCUGGGCAGCUACUCGUAUACCAAGGCGCCGGUGGCUGGCGAGGAGGGCUUCAUCCGGGCGCACCGCGACACCGCCAAGCCCAUGGCUGGCAACCGCAUCUUCUUUGCCGGGGAGCACACCAGCGUCAACGAGCCCGCCACAGUCCACGGCGCCUACUGGUCGGGCCAGCAAGCGGCGCGUGACGUGAUUGCCAACGAGCUGCCGCCGCUGGAGCCGUGGCCGCACGCUGGGGAGCCCAUUUCCCGAGCUGCCACGCCGCCUUCCUCUUGGUAUGCGCAGCCCGGGGUGCUAGAACGGGAAGAGAGUGCCGUCUUCCAGCGCAGCUGGCUGGCAGUGGCCCACGCCAACCGGGUGGCAGCACCGGGAGCCUACACCGCCGGCAGCCUGCUCAGCCUGGAGUGGCUGGCCUGCCGGGACGAGCAGGGCGGGCUGCAUGCCUUCCACAACGUGUGCCGCCACCACGCCGCCAUUCUGGCUCAGGGGGCAGGCACAGCGAGCUGCUUCCAGUGCCCGUACCAUGGCUGGACGUAUGGGCUGGACGGCCGUCUGCAGCGGGCGACUCGAUUAAAGGGAAUAGAAGACUUCCGGGCUGCAGACCACGGCCUGGUGCCGCUGCAGGUCGAAGAGUGGGGCGGCUUUGUCUGGGUGCGGCAGCGGCAUUUUUACGGCGGCAGCUCGCGGCCGGCAGCAGCCAGCGCCAGCAGCGGGGGAGGCAGCAAGGCGAUCAGGCAGCAGGAGCAGCAGCAGCAGCAGCAGCAGGCGGGGCAGGAGGAAGGGGUGGCGGCAUGGCUGGGCCCAGGAGGCAGUGCCGCGGCGCUGGCAGCGGGCAUAGCAGACAGCCUUGUGCUUGUCGCCAGCAGGGAGUAUGAAAUCGCGUGCAACUGGAAGGUCUUCAUCGACAACUACCUGGAUGGCGGCUACCACGUGAGCGUGGCGCACCCUGAGCUGGCAUCUGGCCUGGACCUGGCCACCUAUCGCUCCACCCUCUGCGAGCGCCUCUCCAUUCAGUCCUGCCAGCCCGCGGCGGCGGCAGCAGCAGCGGAAGCAGGGGAGGCGCAUGCAGGCACAUCGGGCGGCAGCGCCGGCGAGCAGGGCAUGUGGCGGCGGCAGAGGAUCGCGGGCGGCAGGCCGCCGGCGUACGGCCCCUGGCUCGAUGCCAAUUACGUCGUGCCGCUGGCGGCCAACCGAUGCAAGGUCCUCUUUGACUACUUUCUUGACCCCAGCCUGGCGGGCGAUGCCGGUUUCAUCGAGGAGAGCCUGGCAGCCAGCCACCGCGUGCAGCUGGAGGAUGUGGCGCUGUGCGAGUCGGUGCAGCGAGGCCUGGCCUCGGCAGCCUACGACACCGGCAGGUAUGCUCCGGGGGUGGAGGGGCCCAUGUUCCACUUCCACCAGCUGCUUCACGCAGACCUGGCGGCGGAGUGCUGA
Messenger RNA from Chlorella variabilis, 2862 nucleotides. RefSeq lists its product as hypothetical. Gene Ontology annotation, molecular function: iron ion binding; oxidoreductase activity; 2 iron, 2 sulfur cluster binding. The transcript has 20 exons. The record is from RefSeq and is a predicted model, not a curated record. Lineage: Eukaryota; Viridiplantae; Chlorophyta; Trebouxiophyceae; Chlorellales; Chlorellaceae. The coding region runs from base 1 to 2862 and encodes 953 amino acids.